Ceratina calcarata is the source of this 2468-nucleotide messenger RNA. Its product is annotated as putative ATP-dependent RNA helicase DDX55 homolog. The record is from RefSeq and is a predicted model, not a curated record. The transcript has 7 exons. NCBI's taxonomy places the organism in Eukaryota, Metazoa, Arthropoda, Insecta, Hymenoptera, Apidae. The coding region runs from base 141 to 1922 and encodes 593 amino acids. Gene Ontology annotation, molecular function: ATP binding; nucleic acid binding.
CUAAAAUACAACGAAGAUGUUCCGAUGAUCCAGCCGGUUAAAAAUCAUCUCUGGCAUUUUUAUAUGACUAAUAGCGAAUUAACCGUAACCUCAAACGUACACAAAUACAUGUGACUAAUGUGAAUAAGUGAAAUUUUGUUAUGAAUUAUACAAUGAAGACUCAAAAUUGGAACGAAUUAGAGGUGUCUCUGAGUAACCCCGUGUUAAAAACUAUCGAGGAAUUAAAAUUUCUGUACAUGACACCUGUCCAGGCAGCCUCUAUUCCCUUGUUAUUAAAGGGAAAAGAUGUUGCAGCAGAAGCAGUAACAGGAAGUGGGAAGACGAUUGCCUUCUUGAUCCCAGUACUAGAAAUACUGCAGAAGAGAAAAGAGAAAUGGAAGGCUACAGAAACUGGGGCAAUAAUAAUUAGCCCUACCAGAGAAUUAGCUGUACAAAUAAGUGAAGUCUUACAACAAUUUCUGGCGAACAUACCAGGCUUGAAGCAAGCAUUAAUUGUUGGUGGCACGACAGUUACAGAGGAUGCAGAUAGGCUUAAAACAGGUGCAAACAUUAUUGUAGCAACACCUGGUAGAUUAGAAGAUUUAUUAUCCAAUUGUAAAGCUAUAAACUUGGCUGCCUAUGUAAAAUCUUUGGAAAUAUUGAUCUUGGACGAAGCUGAUAGACUAUUAGAUUUAGGCUUCUCUGCGACACUGGACACGAUACUGAGUUACUUACCACGUCUGAGGAGAACUGGUUUAUUCUCAGCGACGCAAACGAAGGAAUUGCAGCAGCUGAUAAGAGCUGGGCUCAGAAAUCCAGCUCUGAUAACUGUUAAAGAGAAACCAAAUAUUUCCACGCCGUCAAAUUUAAAGAAUAAUUACGUUAUCGUAAAUGCUGAACACAAGUUGUCAGUAAUGAUAGAUUUCAUUGAAAACGAAGGAAUUGGUUCAAAGUACAUGAUAUUUUUAUCCACAUGCGCGUGUGUCGAUUAUUUCAGUCACGUUAUACAAACUAUGUUACCGUCUCUUCGAGUCUUUGCGAUUCAUGGUAAAAUGAAGAACAAGCGGUACAAAGUGUUCAAGGAAUUUCGGGAGGCUGAAAGUGGUAUUUUAAUUUGCACGGAUGUAAUGGCACGUGGUAUCGAUAUUUCAGAAGUAGAUUGGGUAUUACAGUACGAUCCACCUUGUUCUGCUAGCAGUUUCGUUCAUAGAUGCGGUAGAACAGCCAGGAUUGGGAACGAAGGUAACGCAUUAUUAUUUCUGUUAGAGACAGAAGACACGUACGUAGACUUUAUUAAAAGAAAUCAAAAAGUAGAGUUACAAAAAAUAAUUUUGGAACCAUCGGAAAUUUCCAAUGAGAAAUGUUUGAAGUGCAUGAGAGACUUGCAAAAGCAGGACCGAUCUCUUUUUGACAAAGCUAAUAGAGCGUUCGUAUCGUAUGUCCAAGCGUAUAAUAAACACGAAUGUAACUUAAUAUUGAGACUGAAAGAUAUAGAUUUGGGAAAACUUGCAAUGGGUUUCGGGUUAUUGCGAAUGCCUCGCAUGCCUGAACUCAAAGGAAAAGACUUGUCGUCCUUCGAGGAAGAAAACAUUGACAUCAAUACAAUUGAAUAUUCAAAUAAACAGAAAGAGAAAAGUCGUUUAGAAAAGUUAAAAGUCUUUCGAGACAGCGGCGUAUGGCCUAAGCAGCAGAAGCAUAAACGUAAGCAGACUGAGUCGUGGUCCGAGGCUAAGAAGAAGAAAUUAGAUAAACUAGAAAAUCGUAAAAAACGUAAGGAGAAGAAACUAAAGCAACAAGUGUCAACAAGUGUAAUGAAGAAACAGAAAAGGAAGAUAAACGAAGAGGAUAUCGAAGAUCUAGCAAGAGACAUAGCGUUAAUCAAGAAAUUAAAACAAAAGAAGAUUUCACAAGAAGCGUUUGAUGUCGCUUUUGGAAUCGAUUGAAAAGAUCAAUUUUAGGAUAACACGCAAUAAUUCAUUAUUCAAUUUCUUAAGUGCGUUUGUAUAUAUAAAAUACUAUCAUCUAAUAAAAAAUGAAGGUAAAAAUAUGUUUCUCUCAACAUGAAUAUCGGAUAGAUAAAGGAACACAAUCUUUAAGAUAUCUCAUAUUUACUCAAUUCACUGAUAACAGUGAGUGUACAGUAGUAUUGAAAAUAACGUUAUUAAAAAAGGAACCGUUCCUUGUAAAAUUAAAUAAUUUUAAGAAACUUGAAAUAAAGUGUAUAUUGAAAUAUAUUUUAUACAUGAAACCAUAGAGUAAUGUACAUGUAUAAAAAAGAAUUGAAAUAAUCCCCUGGUAAAAAUGAUGAUUGAAUCCGCUGAGUACGCUCUGAACAGUGUGAACACACACGUUAUAUAGUAUGUGUACACAUGUGUGUGAUCAUUUUGAAGAGAAAGGUUCCCGCAUCUGAGAGUGGGCCCCACUUAACGCGAACUAUAGUUCAUAGAAGGGGAAAGAAAACAUGAGAGCAUGAGACUGGCUUAGGUGAG